CAUUCACGUUAUGACACAAUACUUACCGCCAAACCUCUUAGCCCUCUUCGCGCCUCGAGAGCCCAUCCCUUUCCUACCGCCGGCGCAGAAGUUACCGCACGAGAAGAAGACUCGCGGAUAUUCAGGCGUCGGACCCUUUCUGCAGAACUUCGAGGACCCGAAGGACACACCACUGCCCGUCCGGCUGGAGACUCGUGAGGAGCGGAUUGAGCGGAAGCGUCGGGAACGGGCGGAACAGGCGGCCUAUAAGCUGGAGCAGGGAAUCGCUCUUUGGGACCCUGCUUCAUCCACCACAGCGACCACUGAUCCCUAUAAGACACUAUUCAUCGCACGAAUCAAUUACGACACCACUGAAGCCAAACUGAGGCGUGAGUUCGAGGCUUACGGACCCAUUAAGAAGAUCGGCUUAUGUAACGACAAGGUUAGCGGCAAACCUCGUGGUUAUGCGUUCAUAGAUUUUAAUUGUGUUUUGAGCGCGAGUUCUGCUCUGAAAGCAAUGAAUUUUGAGAUAGGUAGUUCUGACUUCUGUAUGACAGCUGCCUAUAAACACGGAGACGGCAAGAAGAUUGACGGCCGCAGGGUUUUGGUCGAUGUCGAGAGGGGUCGCACUGUCAAGGGUUGGCUCCCCCGCAGACUCGGCGGCGGUCUGGGCGGCACUCGUAAGGGAGCGCCCGAUGAGAAUGUAAGGCAUUCGGGACGGGAUGACGGAAGGAGUGAAGAACGGGAUCGCUAUGAGAAGGAAUCGCGCCGUCAUUCUAGAGAUAGAGGGGAGAGACCCGAGAAGAGGAGGAGUCGAAGCAAAGAGAGAGAUCGCGAGCGAAGGGAUGAGAAACGCAGACGAAGUCGUAGUCCUAAAGAGAAGGAAAGAGAAAGAGGAGAGAGAGGGGAAAGGGAUAGAGAUAGGGCUGAGAGGACUGACAGGACUGAGAGGGCAGACAGGCCUGAGAGGACAGACAGGCCUGAGAGGGCAGACAGACCUGAGAGGGCAGACAGACCUGAGAGGGCAGACAGGCCUGAGAAGACAGACAGAGACCGACGUAGUCGUAGAGAAGGUUAUGAGAGUCAUCGGCGUUCGGAGCGCUCAAAGAGCUCUAGAGAUACG
Molecule: messenger RNA, 1102 nt
Organism: Oppiella nova
Lineage: Eukaryota; Metazoa; Arthropoda; Arachnida; Sarcoptiformes; Oppiidae
Source: the annotation of a GenBank genome assembly